This is a messenger RNA of Dendronephthya gigantea, 1076 nucleotides long. RefSeq lists its product as uncharacterized. Bases 284 to 868 code for a protein of 194 amino acids. The transcript is spliced from 6 exons. NCBI's taxonomy places the organism in Eukaryota, Metazoa, Cnidaria, Anthozoa, Malacalcyonacea, Nephtheidae. The record is from RefSeq and is a predicted model, not a curated record.
UAUUGCUAAUGGGAAAAGUAUAGAUAAUUCGCAACUUGAAACAAAAAAGGGGAUUUAAAUUAAACUCAUUCAAGCAUUCGGUGUUUUUAUUAAAGCCUCAUUUUUCAAAAGUCAUAAAAACUCAAUUUGUAACACUCUGUUGCGCGUUCAAUGGGCAAUUUUCGGUCUUAAAAAAAGGCUGGCAUUUGACCUGAUAAUCAGCUCUUGCCAAACUUGCCAAGGAACAAGGUCUGUUCAAGCGAGCAGCCACGAAAUCUAGAACAAGAAAUAAAAAGAAAUAGCAAUGAAAUUUCUAGUGGUUGUCAUCUUAGCUCUGGCGCUUUCCCAAGCGAACGGUAUUGUUUUUGGAGGCAACGGAGAUUAUCCGGACCCUGCGAAGAGUUUGGACUCUGCAAAGAGUUUGGAAUCAAUACCUGCCUCGAAACAGAACGAUGUCCCAGAAAUCGCCAAAGAAAAGCUGAGCGAUGAAGCUUCUAAGGACGAUAAAGAGACAGCCCUAGACACUGCAUUAGUUCAAAAUGAUUCUCAUGAGGACGAACUGAAUCACCUUCAAGCUGGAAAUUGUCAUUGGGGUGUGGGCGUCUGGUUCAAACCUGGAGUACAAAUCAGAUGCAGUUGUAUGAAAUGCACAUGCGCUGCAAAAUCACAAUGGAAUUGUGCCUACGAGUUUGCAUUUUGUCCAUACUUUUAUUGUGGCAAUACGGUGUUCAACCCUCUGUCUCAGAUCUGUUGUUGCGGUAAAGUUUAUAGAAAGAACACUCGGUUUUCUUGCUGCGGUCACUUAUACUACAACACCACUGUUUCCAAGUGUUGCUCCUACGCCACUAUUAAACCAAAGAAAGCCAAUUGUCCUAGGUUCAAAAUUUAGAAAAAUUCACAUCCAUCGAGUGACCUCGAGGGCUAAAAACAUCAUUGGAACCACAACAAAAACAGCAUCGAAGCAUCUUUUUAAUUUCUGGUUAUUGUGCACUGCAUGUAUUCUGAAUGUUUUACUCAAACGAAAUGGUUGUCCAUUUCAAGUGAUAUGUCUUGUACUGAUUUGUUAAAUUAAUAAAGUUUUGUAAAGCAAAAAACAG